AUUUCAUGCCGCAGUCGCAGCAGUUUCAGCAUCCUUUCUAUAUCUUCGGUCGUUCCCCUGCUCAGCAACAACAACAGCAGUAUCAGCAACCACAGCAACAGCAGCAACAACAGCAACAGCAACAACAGCAACAACAACAGCAACAGCCAGGCAUUGUUUUUCAGCCUCCAAAUUUACUUAACAAUACUCAGAUCAAGACAACCGUACCUUUUAAUGGUGUUGACUUCUACUCCUGGAGCUUUGAGUUUGAGCUUCUGGCGCAGUCCGCUGGGCUAUGGCCGUUCUUCACUGGCGAGUUUACGUAUCCUGUCGUGGGAACACAACUGGAGCAGCAGAGUUUCUUGCACGCCUCUCUCGGGGCGUAUACAGUUCUUGUACGGAACUUGUCGCCGAAGGAGUAGCUCGGCGUUCGAUCAUUUCACUCAAGUU
This is a messenger RNA of Closterium sp. NIES-67, 429 nucleotides long. NCBI's taxonomy places the organism in Eukaryota, Viridiplantae, Streptophyta, Zygnematophyceae, Desmidiales, Closteriaceae. The record is from the annotation of a GenBank genome assembly.